This is a messenger RNA of Bradysia coprophila, 524 nucleotides long. RefSeq names its product vacuolar ATPase assembly protein VMA22. The record is from RefSeq and is a predicted model, not a curated record. Gene Ontology annotation, biological process: vacuolar proton-transporting V-type ATPase complex assembly. Lineage: Eukaryota; Metazoa; Arthropoda; Insecta; Diptera; Sciaridae.
UCGAUUUUAAGGAUUUGUUUUGGAAUUACAUUGAAAAUGGACACAAUUGAUCGAAACGAACUCGUCGAUAAACUAACGAUCGAAAUGCUUGACUUGAUCGAACAACAAGUCAAGUGUAAAAUGAACAUCAGCAACCUUAUCGCCCAGGGACAAAUUCAGAUUGCAAAGACCAGAUACACACAGGGCACGAGAACCGUAUCCACAUCUCAACUACCCACCGAAAAUAGUCAGGAAUUUAAAGCACUGCGAACGGUCGAUAGAGUUAACAACGAUGUGGGUGAUGUGCAGCUAAAUUUGAAUGUUGAAACUGUAAACAAAGACGACGGAUACGUUGAUCCGAUCAAAUGGUUCGGCAUUCUGGUUCCGCAAUCGUUGCAAUUGGCCAGGGAUGCGUUCCAAAAGUCUAUUGAAUAUUCCUGUGAAAGUGCGAACAUCCAGUCCAGUUUGUGGCGGACAAUGUCGAACAUUUUGUUACUAAAAAAGCAAAUUUCUUUGGAUUAAAAUUGUAAAUAUACGGAAAGGCU